This is a messenger RNA of Manis pentadactyla (Chinese pangolin), 2434 nucleotides long. RefSeq names its product family with sequence similarity 217 member A (gene FAM217A). NCBI's taxonomy places the organism in Eukaryota, Metazoa, Chordata, Mammalia, Pholidota, Manidae. The transcript is spliced from 8 exons. The record is from RefSeq and is a predicted model, not a curated record.
AUGAUAGUGCAGGGCACGAAGCCAGGCGGAGAUGAAAGUUCAGUGAAGUCUGGCUUCAGCCUGACUGCACACACAGCUCUGGAGUGGAUUCUCAAAGGAGAAUGGGUCCUGGGACAGCAGCGCCCUCGGAGACGACGCUGUGGACGACACGUGCGCCUGCGGCGCCCUGGGGUAAGAGGGGAGGCCCCUGCGGCCCCGGUUCUGUCCGCCCCUGCAGCCGCUGCUCGGGGCCACCUGCCUCCCGGCCCCGCCUCCCUCCGGACGCCCCCUUCCCCGCCCCGCCGGACCCCCAGUACUGAGGCCUCCGCGUCCCUGGGCUCUGCGAGGCAUGCACGUCCCUGCGCGUCCCAGGCAGCGAGCGCCCCCUGCUCAGUACCUUCCCCCCUCCCUCCAUCACACUGCCUGGCACAGAGCCGGCGGAUCAGUAGUACUGAUUCCAAACUUAACUGUAUUUUCUGUUUCUUCAUGACGCACCUCUUUCUAGGAGAUGGGGAGCCAAAGCCCAUGCUUCCUUUUAAAUUGGUGCUGUACCUUACCAUAAAUGUGCCUGCCUACCAACUGCACGGGAAUUUAAGGAAACAGAGGAGCAAAAUGGGGAGAAGUGGUGAGAACUGUAGCACCAACGUGAUUGUGUCGAACAUCUCUCAUGAGAACUUAUCUCACUGGAAUUUGUAUUCAGAAGUACCUGUUCCUGAAAAUAAAAACCUCCCACCUGGAAAGGAUAGUACAGCAGGUGGCAAAAUUAACAAGAACCAUUUGGAAAUUCCAGUAGUGCAACUGAUGCGAGCACUUAAUUUGUCAGAGCAUGCUCACAAAAGAACACAGAAUAGUAAACAAGGAAUAUUUCAGUUAUGGAGUUACCAUCUUAAUGAAGGAAGUACCAUUGAGAACAGGGAUUUCAAAAAAUCUUCAAUGGAGAUUGGCCCUAAUGUAACUAAUGACACCAUAAGAUUCUUCACUGUGAACCACUCGCUAACAAGUGUUUCAGUUGAUAAGCAAGUUGGUUCUUACCCUGGACUUCGGAUACCAUUAGAUCUCUGCUGACUCUAUGCUGAUGGAGACUUUUUAAAGGACAGAAGUGAAACUCAUAUUACUUUAUGCUCAACUAUAGAAAACAACGAUGGUGAAACUCUAUCUGCUCCAAAUUGGAACUUGAAAUAUGGAAACAUCAGUGUGGAAGAAAACUUAAGUGAUGAAAGUGAUAUACCAGAAAACGAGAAAGCAAAUGAUAGUUUACUCAGUUAUUUUAAAAAGAUGGACCUGAACUUAAAGCCAAUAGAAACUGUUGAAGAAGUUUUCACUGAGGAACCAAGUGAAGUAUUUCCAUAUGCUGAUUUUCUUCCUCCUCCUUUCAGUGCUCUGAACUUGCAUGAACUCGCCCUCUCAAAAUCUGAAAAUUGGAAAGCAACAAUGGGACCUCCAGAAGGCUCUAUUGAACAUGUGAUAACUCGUUUACUGGAAAUGGAAAGAUGACAGCAUUCGACUAUGCAGAGAGAGAGGCCAAGACUGCAAACUACCUUCUGCACUCCAGCAGUUACCGAGCGACCCUCUUCCUCCAAAGCAGUACCCAAAAUUAGACAGCCAAAACUUUCCGACUGUUUUGAGUCUUCAGAUGACUUGGGUAGAUAAAGUCAUGAAAAAAGAAAAAACAGUUCUGGUUCUUGUAAGCUGGAACAAAAUACUUCAAAAUGAAAUUGGAGCAAUGGUGGCAAAUAUAAAUGGAAUUCUAGACCACCAUCUCUUAAAAGUUCAUCCACAACAAAAUAAUUAAUUGCAACCUAUGACGAAGUUAAGAAUCCCAAAAGCUGCAUUUUGAAUCCAUGCCAAGAACUCUCGACCAGGCCUCCUACUGCCCAAACUCAGUCACUGGUUAAAGUGGUCUCAACAAGAUGUAUGCCACCAAGGUCUCCAAUACCAGUUUCAGCUAUUCCUCUGUCUUUUCCUGAAAAUCAGAGGGAGGAAAUUAAGGCACCAAGGACCAAAAAGAAACCUUUCUGAAAAAACAUAGCAUUCAACAGACCAUUCUAUAUUCAGAAGUUAAACUGUUAGUCACGUUCAUUUAUAGCUCAGGAUAAGUGCUUACCCAUUGACCAAAAAUAACUCUUCUUUCAUACCUCCGUGUGAGCAAAUUUAUUCCAAGAAACCCGGCUGAAUCAUGGUUCAUCAUUCCAAGAGACAGACAGUGCACACACACACACACACGUGCACACACUCACACAGCAGUUAUUUGCUGUGCUAUAGAGUAAAACUUGUGAAAAUUCACUGUUGAGGUACCUAUAUAUAAAUUCAAGGACUUCCAUACUGACAUAUUUGGCAAUCUUUUGCAUGUUUCAAAGAAAUGUCUCACCUAUUAAACUGUUUGAUUCAAAAGAUUGUUCUUUGUUCUUUUUUGGUAUUUUUCAGUAUAACUUCAUCAUCAAUAAAUGGCAUAAUC